AUGCCGGCCAUACAAAUCGAAACCACGGCUGCGGCACUCGUCGCAGCCGCCAACCACGUCCUGGCCGAGCGCGACGACGACGAUAACUUCAAGGUCAUCCCCUCGACGUACGGCGGCCUCUACAACUCCCUCAACCCCGGGGUAGUCGCAGGCAUCGUCCUGGGCUCCGUGGCGGGCUUCCUCCUCCUCCUCUUCAUCUGCUACUCGGCCCUCGGCUUCGGGCCCCCCAUCUUCUCCAAGUCGCAGGGCUCCAUGGUCGAGGUGCGAGUCCGCCGCACGUCGCGCGCCUCGCACUCGUCCCGCCGCACCAGCCGCCACACCCGCUCGCCCAAGAGCCGCCCCGGUCCGAGCAUAGUCAGCGCCGACUCGUACGAGGUGCGGACCUACGAGCGGGUACCCUUCCUUCCAGCUGUUAAGCCCGGUGCUUUCUCUAUCGAGUAUACCAACAAGGAUAUAAUCAUGUUUCUGCGCAGAGCAAUUAGAUGA
Clonostachys solani is the source of this 486-nucleotide messenger RNA. Lineage: Eukaryota; Fungi; Ascomycota; Sordariomycetes; Hypocreales; Bionectriaceae. The record is from the annotation of a GenBank genome assembly.